Rotaria socialis is the source of this 4200-nucleotide messenger RNA. Lineage: Eukaryota; Metazoa; Rotifera; Eurotatoria; Philodinida; Philodinidae. The record is from the annotation of a GenBank genome assembly.
AUGAUGAAGCAGAUUCAUUUGAAACUGCUAGUAUGUCUUCUAUUGGCGAUUAGUGCUGCUGCACAAUAUAAUAAUAACCCUAUCCAAUGGGGUUCAAAUGUCCAGGGACAACCUUAUAGUAAUAAUUGGCCUGGCGCUGCAGCUAAUUGGCCUAGUGCUUCAGCUAAUUGGCUUGGUGCUUCAGCUAAUUGGCCUGGUGCUUCAGCUAAUUGGCCUGGUGCUUCAGCUAAUUGGCCUUAUGGACGAUACGGACAACCAGCUAAUGUACUACAAUAUGGGGUUGAUUAUGGACAAUUUAAUAGUGGUUCACAAAUGGUUCAACCGACGUAUAACCAACAGACAAGAGUUGAAACAAAUGGUGCUGAUAGCGCCGGUGCUGCAGAAGAAAUUGAUUCGUUGAUAUCUGUACCUGCUCCAAAUCGUGGUGGUAAAGAUAAUUCAUGCUAUAGUAUAAUGGAUCCACUUUAUCCAUUAUUUUCUUUACAUUGUUCGGCAUUACCUCAAACAACAUUCUCGUUACCAAACUUUUUUGGUCAUACAACAAAACAAGAAACAAAUGAGUUGUUCACGCUAUUUAGACCACUCUUGAAUUCUGGAUGUUUUCGACAGAUGCCAAAAUUUUUAUGUCCAUUAUUUUUUCCAUCAUGUAGUAAAGAACGUAUACUGCCAUGCGCUAAAUUCUGUAGAGAUAUACAAAGUCGAUGUCGUGAUUCUUAUAUUUCAACUAUUGAUUGUGAUCUACUUCCAGAAAAAUCAGAAUUUUGUCCAAGAAUUGCUGAAACAAGUCGUUCUACCAAUGAUACGCAAGAUAGAUAUCGAAGUGCAUCAGAAAAUGAAAAAAUACCACAACCAUUUGUUUCAAUUGAUUAUUCUGAUAAUUCUUCAGCGCAAUCAUCAGUAAUCCAAAGUAGUUCUACUAACAAUGCUGCACAAAAGCACGUUAAUAGUGAUGCGUCUUAUGGAGGCAUGAGUUCAAGUGCAAGUUCGGAUUUUUCUGCUACAAACAUUAAACCUACUCCAGUACCAAAAAUAAUCUCAACUGUAUCCGAAUUGUCAAAUUUAAAUCAAGAUGGCACAUAUAAUCAACAAUGGACAAUCGGAGGCUUGUCAUCGUCUGGUAAUAAUAAUAACUAUGUUGCUGGAUCAUUCGGUAGUAAUAUCAUAGCAUCUGCCGAUUCAUCACCAGCUGGUAAGAUUGGCAACUCUGCUGUUGAAUCAUCUGAAGCUAAAACUAUCGAAUUUGCUGGCACAUCAUCUUAUGGCAAUAAUAAUAAUGCUGCUGGUGUCUCAUCAUUGCCCGGUAAUGUUGUUGGUAUCUCUUCAUCGUUUGGUAGCAACAAUAAUGCUGCUGCUACAUCAUAUGGUAAUAAUAAUAAUGCUGCUGGUCUCUCAUCAUUGUCCGGUAAUGUUGCUGGUGUCUCAUCAUCGUUUGGUAGCAAUAAUAAUGUUGCUGGCACAUCAUCUUAUGGUAAUAACAAUAAUGUCGCUGGUGUCUUAUCAUCGUCCGGUAAUGUCGCUGGUGUCUCAUCAUCGUCCGGUAAUGUUGCUGGUAUCUCUUCAUCGUUUGGUAGCAACAAUAAUGCUGCUGGUGUCUCCUCAUCAUCUGGUCGCAUCAAGAAUACUGCUGGUAUAUUAUCAUCAUUCGGUAGCAAUAGUAAUGCUGCUGGUGUGGCUGCAUCAUCAAAUAUUAACAAUAGCAGAAAUACUGGUCAAAUAUCAUCAAGUAACAGUUACGUUGCUUCUGGCCGAUUUGAACAAACUGGUAUACCUUAUGGCCUUCAAUCAACUGUCGAAUAUCUUUACUAUUAUCCAGAAAAACUUGAUCUAUCUAAAUGUGGGCCACCACAAACAAAAAAUCCAUGCACAAUAAAUGGUCCACAACUUUAUCCAAUACCUGGUUAUCCACAAUGUUACAUUCAAUGUGCAUUUGGACUCAUGUUUGUUAAACCAUGCCCGGGUGAUCUUGUUUGGAAUGCACUCAUAAAUGUUUGUGAUUGGUCGACAGUUCCCGAUCCAGUUGAUGAUAAUAAUUCUGAUGAUUUGUCUAACAGUAACAACAAUCCUAAGAGUCCAUCAUAUCAUUCAUCUCGACGAGAAAAACGUUCACUUAAUCAACUAAAAAAAAUAGCAAAAGAAAAUAAUCCAUUUCCAAAUUUCAAGAGAUUAAACGUACCCUUAGGCCCACCGGCUCCAGGUUAUACUCCAUUACCAGGUUUCUCAGGUCCAAUCGGAAUUGCAGGUCCUUAUGCCUCACCACCAGCUGCUCCACAAUCUGCUCCUACAAUGAUUUAUCCAUUCGGACCAAUACAGUACCCAACGUUGUCGCACGAUAUGUCACGAUCGAUUUUUUCGCCACCACUCCAACAAACAGUACCUCAACAAGUUUUAUCACCACCACUACCACCACCAAUGCCUCCACCAAUUUAUACACGAUUACCACCACUGAAUAAGCCAAUUGUAUCGCCGCCAGUCAUGCCAAAUUAUUAUUCACCAUACAUGUGGCCAUCAUCACCAAUGAAUUAUCCAAUGGUUCGAUCACCAGUAAUGCCUCAGCCAACGUUUCCACAACAGAUAAUGUAUCCGUCAAUAUAUCCACCAAUAUGGCAACCACCUCAAACACCAAAGCUACCACCAUUCAUACCUCCCAUUCUUCCAUCUCUUCCAAUACCACUUGGUGGACCAUUGCUUCCACCUCUUCCUAUGAAAAUACCAGCUACAUUCAUUCCUGGCCCACCACCUAUUUUCAGUGAUUCAUCAUUUGGACCUUUCGAUCAACCUCAAGUAUCUUCCGAUGGAUCAUCGACUGGCGGACAAUCAGUGUCUGCCAAAGGACCCGAAAUAAUUUUUAGUACAUCAGAAUUGAUGGACAGAUUACAUUAUAACGGCAAUAUUGGUUUUCCUCCUCUGCACGGUGCUCCUGGUGGUUCCUCAUGGGCUACAAACUUGUAUGGUGGCUUUCCUGGACAAUUUCCACCUAUUGGUAUUUAUGGUAAAAUAAAAGGAUCUCAAAGUAGUAAGAAACAGGGCUCUACUAACAAUAACGAUGAUAAUGAUGAAGAUGAGGAUGAAAAACCAAAUUCUUCCAAUGAAGAUGAAGAUGAAGAUGAAGAUGAAGAUAAAGAUGAAGAUGAUUCCAAUACGUCAAAAGCAUCACCGAAUAACAAGAAUGAUAACUCAAAAUCUGAUAAUGACAGUGAUGAGCAAGAUAAUAGUCGUAAAAAACGUCAAGUCGUUUCAGAUGACGAUGAAAAUACAUUACUUUCUGUAGAAAACGACGGUGCCUCACCUUGUAUUGGUAAAUCUAUAAAUGUCAAUGUUCGACAUCCAACAGAUCCAACAAAAUAUAUUUCAUGUUUAAAUGAAAAUAAAUAUGAAAUAAUGAACUGUCCGACAAGUUUUAUUUAUAAUGCAGAUGAUGAUAAAUGUGAAAAAAUCAACAUUAAAUCAAUUUGUGAACAAGAACAACCAUGUAUGAAUAAUGGUGAAUGUCAUUCAACAAGUCCAACAACAUUUACAUGUACAUGCCAGGGACUAUGGACAGGUGAACGUUGUGAAAUACCCGUAUCAUCAUGUGCAUCUAAUCCAUGUGGUGAAGGUAAUCAAUGUCACACAUUAGUAACAAGUGAUUAUAAACAAGAUUAUAUUUGCAUUUGUGACAAACAACAAUCUUAUGGUUUAACUUGUACACAUAAUACUGUACCAAAUCCAUGUAUGGGUGUAUUUAAUAAUCAAGAACGAUUUUAUCCAUUUGCAUUUAAUUCUCGUGCUUUUCUACAAUGUGAUGGUGAUUUACUUCAUGUUCGACCAUGUGCACCUGGUUUACAUUGGAAUCAAGAAACUAAAGUGUGCGAUCGAGUAGAAAGUCCAUCAUUCAUACGUCCAACGAGUGAUUAUCGUUAUCAAGAUUAUUAUCCACGUAUACCAUCAAAUGAUUUAAGAUAUAAUACGUAUCAAGAAACACCAACGACUUAUCCAAUGUUUUCACCAUCAUCCACGAUUAAAGGAAGCCGUCGUUUAAAACAUAAACAACGUUUAAUGUCAAAUAAUAUACAUGCAUCACCAUACGAUCAAGAUUCAACUGUUGCUGAUCAACAAUAUGCUCAAUCAUUCAAUCAAUUACCACCGAAUUCAUUUGUUUCAUCACCACCACAGCGACAUUUAUUUCGUCUCUUUCAAUCACCAUCAUCUUAUCGUCGAUAG